AAGAGCACUCCUCAUCGUGAUGAACAUUCAUCUUUGUUCGUUUAUUCGUUGCGUCAAGAAAAUUCGAAUAAAAUAUUGCCAUUAAUGAACAAGGUAUUUUUGAGGAUGUCAGCAGAAGACUUAACAACGACGAGCACACCAACAACGACGGUCCAUCAGCUAAACAGCAAUCAUUCAUCUACAACCGCCACUCUACCUCAAUAUUCAGUUCCUGCACCUCAACUUGCUGGCACCUCCAAGUACAGUCAACUGUUGAGUGUAAUUGAGGAGUUAAGUAAGGAUAUUCGACCCACCUAUACAGGACGUCUGAUAUUACCUCAGAGGCCAGCUGCAUUGGCGUGUUAUUCGAGUGAGAAUAUGUUCGUUGUAUCAACCUAUCAACUGAACGGUCAGUCAACAUCACGUGAAGGUGCUCUUUAUAUAAUCAAAGAUUUUGUCAUCUCCGAAACAGUGCCGAUGUCUGGUGGUGUAUUCCGUUUUGAGUUCGACAAUUCAUCUGAACAUAUCUAUACUGCGCUCACAAACGGAUCUUUGGGCGUUGUCGAUCUGAGGACGCUCUCCGUGAGCGACUUACCGGUUGUAGAAGGUUCCAUGUUGCUGAGUGUUUCGAUUCGCAACGGAACGGCCGUGACAUCCGAUAAUCAUGGCUCAAUACACGUUGUCGACAUAGUUUCAGGUCAAACAAAAUCAUUUCGAGCUCAUACGUUGCCAUAUACUGGUGAAGGUUGUGAAGUUUGGAGUGUGGCGUGGUUAGACGAAAAUUUGUUGGUAUCGGGUGGUGAGGACGGAAUAAUGAAAAUGUGGGAUUUGAGGAUUGCUGAAAAAGCAGUGAUGGUAUGUAGGGAGCAUUCGAGUGGGAUUGUGUGCUUGAAGACUGAAGAUGAGACGUCUUUACUGAGUGGUUGUUAUGAUGAAUUAAUUCGAAGAUUCGAUAAAAGAUCAAUUGCGCGACCAGUGAAUGAGAAGAACGUUCGUUAUUGUCUUUAUUCGAUAUUUGUUCAUGGUGGCGUGUAUGCUCAUUGUUUUCAGCUUGGUGGUGGUGUUUGGGCCAUAGAAAGUGAUAAAGAAAGUGAUAAUUUACUGGUUGCGUGUAUGUACAAUGGAUGGUGUUUAAUUGAUGCUGGAACAUUUGAAGAAUGCGAAUCAAAUCAUCAGUUAGGUUCAAAUCUUCUUUAUGGUGCCUCUCUUUGUAAGAAAUCUCGUGUUGUCGCUUCGUGUACGUUCAACGAUUAUGUAUUAUCCUUCGAAAAAAUUAACGAUUUCUGA
Messenger RNA from Anisakis simplex (herring worm), 1266 nucleotides. The record is from the annotation of a GenBank genome assembly. NCBI's taxonomy places the organism in Eukaryota, Metazoa, Nematoda, Chromadorea, Rhabditida, Anisakidae.